This is a messenger RNA of Gilbertella persicaria, 1557 nucleotides long. Its product is annotated as cytochrome P450. Gene Ontology annotation, molecular function: iron ion binding; heme binding; monooxygenase activity. Bases 1 to 1557 code for a protein of 518 amino acids. The record is from RefSeq and is a predicted model, not a curated record. The transcript has 7 exons. Lineage: Eukaryota; Fungi; Mucoromycota; Mucoromycetes; Mucorales; Choanephoraceae.
AUGGAAAAAGCCUCUCAGAUUCAUCAAGAUCAUCUAGUGUCUGUAGUCGGUAUUACUGCUGCUGCAAGCUUGAUUUACUCAUGUUAUUACUUGUAUUCUUCCUAUGACCGUUGCCGCAAUGCCAAAUUUUUUAAAGAAAUUCCAACUCCUAAAUCUCAUUUUCCUUAUCUUGGACAUAUGCUUGCCUUGAGCGAAACACCUUCUGUCCAAAUCAACCAAUGGCAUGAUGAACUAGGCCCCAUUAUCAAACUUCGAAUGGGUCGCAGAACCUGGGUGAUGGUGAAUGAUCCGCUUUUGGCUUAUAAAAUCUUUGUUAAUAAUAGUGCAUUGACCUCCUACAGACCCAAAACUGUAUAUGGGUUUGGUCAUUAUGGUAUGCAAGGAAAAGGUGUUGUGUUUGCUCAGCCUAAUAUUGGGCAUAGAAAGAAUCGAGCAGCAGCCUUGUCCUUAUUAGCUCCUAAACAAAUUGCAAACUUUGCAGCUAAUAUCAAGGAAGAAUCUGCUAACCUAGUGACUCGACUCCUUGAGACGACAGAAAAAGAAGGGAGUGUAGAUCCUCUCAAAGAUCUUCAAUUCAGUGCCUUAAAUGUUAUCUUGGACGCUGUUUUUGGUAAACGAUUUACAUCUGUUGAUGAUGACGAGUUUUGUAAGUUGUUGACAAUUGAGAAAUUGUCAAUGAAAUAUGCUAAUUUACAAAAUGAUUUGCCAUAUUUUUUGCCUAUUAUCUCGUUUUUUGGCAAGUAUUUUGGUCGUCAAUCCAUGUGGAACAAGUUUAUGACAAAAGAGCGCAACCCGACUUACCGCAAACUGAUCACACAAGCUAUGUUAAGCGAAACGCCUAAUUUCAUCAAAGAUCUAGAAGAGAACGGAUUUGCAAUGACUAUAGAUGAAAAGACAGUAUUUGUUUCUGAUAUGCUGACUGGAGGAACGGACACCAUUCCUACUGUCUUGUCUUGGAACUUUGUUAUUAUGUGUCGUCAUCCCGAGACACAAAAAAAGACUGCGGCUGAAAUUGAUACAUUCGUAUCAAAAUAUGGUCGCUUACCCACGUUUGAGGAAAGACUAGAAGUGCCUUUCUGUGUCUCUGUUAUUAAAGAAUGUAUGAGAUAUAAGCCUGCUACCUAUUUUGGUUUACCACAUACACUUCACCAAGAUAAAGCAACAGUCGAAGUAGACGGCUAUCUUAUCAAAAAAGACACUGCUAUCCUCACAAGUAUGCAUAGUAUGCACCUGAAUUCAAAUUACUUUACAGAUCCAGAAAAGUUCAUUCCCGAUAGAUUUAUCAACAACCUAAGAACAAUGCAGGCUUGUGCAAAUGGACGUAUUGAGGAAAGGGAUCAUUACAACUUUGGUUGGGGAAGACGUAUCUGCCCUGGUAUCUCAUUAGCAGAAUCUGAAAUAUUUACUGCUUUUAUUCAAGUAUAUUCUACAUGCUUUAUUGAACCUGCUGAUAAGUCAACCAUGCCUGAUAUUGAGACAUUGAAAUGUUCUGGCCUUACCAUAUUGCCUCGUCCCCAAAAAUUACGAUUUUUAAGACGUGAUGCUAACCUUGUUUGA